Scutellospora calospora is the source of this 197-nucleotide messenger RNA. NCBI's taxonomy places the organism in Eukaryota, Fungi, Glomeromycota, Glomeromycetes, Diversisporales, Gigasporaceae. The record is from the annotation of a GenBank genome assembly.
AGAAGAUGACAAGAAAGAAGCAAAGACCUCAUUACCAGAGAAUACACAAAGAAAUGAAUGGAAAAUAUACAGUAUAAGCAAGAGAAAUAUAAGUGAGAAAGAAGGAGAUCCUUAUGAACAAAGAAAGGAAACUAAUCUUAGAAAGAGAAAUAGAUAUAACUCAAUUUCAAGAAGUGAUAGAUCAAACUUCUGGUUAA